GGAGGGUUAGGGAGGGUGGUGUUUGUUUUUCUUCAUCUGCCUGGCCGGAUUGAUCAGUGAGAGGGAUUUAAAGCCCUUCCUCUGUGAGUGUGUUUGUGUGAGAGGCUGAGAGGGAGAGAGAGAGAGUGUGUGUGUGUGAGAGAGAGGGAGGGGAAAGACAGAAAGAAAGGAAAAAAGGGACAGGGAAUCUGCUGUUGGGGUACUGCUGACGAUAAGAUGUCGGGCCAGAGUAUCACGGACCGUAUCGCCGCCGCUCAGCACAGUGUCACCGGCUCUGCUGUUUCCAAAACCGUCUGCAAAGCCACAACACACGAGAUCAUGGGCCCUAAGAAGAAACAUCUGGACUAUCUGAUUCAGUGUACAAAUGAAAUGAAUGUAAACAUACCUCAGCUGGCGGAUAGCCUUUUUGAAAGAACUACUAAUAGCAGCUGGGUGGUGGUAUUCAAGUCUCUCAUCACAACCCAUCAAAUGAUGGUUUAUGGAAACGAGCGUUUUAUCCAGUACCUAGCUUCAAGAAACACCUUGUUCAACUUGAACAAUUUUUUAGAUAAAAGUGGAUUGCAAGGUUAUGAUAUGUCUACAUUCAUCCGGCGCUAUAGUAGAUACCUGAACGAAAAGGCAGUUUCGUAUAGGCAGGUUGCUUUUGACUUCACGAAGGUGAAACGAGGGGCUGAUGGUGUAAUGAGAACAAUGAACACAGAGAAAUUGCUGAAGACUAUGCCCCUUAUACAGAAUCAGAUGGAUGCCUUGCUGGACUUCAAUGUCGGUGCCAAUGAGCUAACAAAUGGUGUGAUCAAUGCAGCUUUCAUGCUACUCUUCAAAGAUGCCAUUAGACUUUUUGCAGCAUACAACGAAGGGAUCAUUAACCUCUUGGAGAAAUACUUCGAUAUGAAGAAAAACCAGUGCAAGGAGGCUCUUGAUAUAUACAAGAAAUUCCUUACUAGAAUGACAAGGAUCUCUGAAUUCCUUAAGGUUGCCGAACAAGUUGGAAUUGACAGGGGGGACAUACCAGAUCUUUCUCAGGCUCCAAGUAGCCUCCUUGAUGCAUUAGAACAGCAUCUAGCUUCAUUGGAAGGAAAGAAAGUUAAAGACUCUUCAACAGCUGCUAGCAGGGCUAGCACCCUUUCAAAUGCAGUCUCAUCACUUUCUAACACUGGCAUGUCACUUAGCAGAGUAGAUGAAAGGGAAAAACAAGCCGCUUUGGAGGAAGAGCAGGCCCGAUUGAAAGCACUGAAGGUGGAGCAGCGUUUGAGAGAACUUGCAAAGACAUCCUAUCCAUCUUCUGGAACUACAGCAGCAUCACCCAGUUCUACUUCAGGUGGAAGUAUCAACACAACAGCAGCCAUAGACCUCUUCUCUACCCCUAGCUCUUCCAAUAGCACGUCCAAACUGCCAAACGACUUGCUUGAUCUUCAACCAACAUUUCAACCCUCCAUGCAUUCUGUUUCAGCAGUACCACUGGCAGCUAAUACAUGGGGAGAUCCCUUCUCCUCUUCUGAUGCUGCUGAUGAAGCCAUUCCAAGCUUAAAUCCUUUUCUCACGAAAGCUGAUGAAGUUCUAAAUACCACUGUCGCCUUCUCAGAUGGUGUGAUCUUUACUUCUAGGACACAUAGCCAUGAAAUGUUUGAUUCCUUCUGUGGUCCUCCAGCCUAUUCUAAUACUUCCCAGUUUAGAACAGAGUCCCCUGCUGUAGCUGGUCUAUUUGCAGGGUUCACUCCUUCACCAGCUACUCAGACACUAUCUUCAUCAAGCCUUAAUGUUGACUUUGAGUCUGUAUUUGGAACUAAAUCAGCUUCCACAGCCAAUAACGUCAUGGAUUCUGAUGACUUUGAUGGAUUAGGUGGACUGCUGAAACCAACUGUAGCUCUGCAGAGUCAGACCCAACCAACUUCAAAGCCGCAGCCAAACAAGCUAGUAGGAGAGGAUUUGGAUUCAUCAUUGGCUAAUCUUGUUGGCAACUUGGGAAUUGGAAAUGGAUCUGCUAAAAAAAGUGAUCUUCAUUGGAACCAGCCUGGGGAAAAGAAACUAACUGGAGGAACCAACUGGCAACCCAAGGUUGCUCCUACUACAACCUGGAAUCCUGCUACAUUGCAGAAUGGCAUGCAUUUCCCUCAAUACGCUCCUCCCAUUAUGGCUUACCCAGCCACAACACCAACAGCAGUGAUGGGAUAUGGCAUGGCACCUCCAAUGGGAGCUAUGCCUUUGAUGACACAACCAACGAUGAUGUACACUCAGCCAGUCAUGAGACCAUCUAACCCCUUCAGCUCUGUACCUGGUGCCCAGAUGCAAUUUAUGUAGUGGUAUCAAAUGGAUAGAUUCUGAGAAGAUGAGUGCUAAGCAGCAAAUUUUUUAUUCUUCAUGCAAAAUAUUCGCUGUUGUGAAACUAUCUUCCAUAAAGAUGACCUCAGUAAGGAAGUUAAAACAAGGCAGAAUGAUCAAGAUGGGACGUUUUCUUGAAAGCAAAUGUUGAUGGACAAACUUCAACAGCAGAGGGAAAGGCUUUUGUUGGAGUGAUGACUGAUUUAAUCAGGAUUUUAAUUGGUGCAACCAAUUAUGCUCCACAGUACAACAUUUUGUUCCAUUGUUGAGUCAAACCUCUUAAUUUAGAAAUGGUGGCUUGAAGAACACGUAGGAUCUACAACUAUAUGAAACAACUGCUGGAAUGUAAAUUAUCAGGAAUUGGUGAGGUAUUCUUUGAAAAGCAGCAGUAAAUUAUGUAAACUGUUAAUUUUUUUCACAAACAUGCUAAAAUUAUUAAUUCAUAAUUUUACACUUUAUUCAAGUUUUGCAGUAGACAUUCCUUGUGUACUAUAUUUAUUUAUGACUGUCAGAUUAAGUAACAAAAUUGCAUCAGAUGCUUCCCGUGAGGAUUAAUAUAGAUGUGCAUGAUUCAUCAAUUGGAUGAAAACAUGAGUUUGAAUGAAAAAUACAGUUAAUUGAAAGAUGAAGCACUAAUUAUUCUACAAAUCAGUUUACUUAUUCCUAGUACAAUUAUUUGUAGCCAGAACCAAAAUCUUCAGUUUAUAUGGAAUUUAGAAUGAAUAAUGUAUUAAUCAAUGUAGUUAAUUCUGUGCCUAGGAGUUUGCGAGGGAACAGUUAUCGACAUGCAAAGCACGACAUUUGUAUUUUGGCAUUAGCAUAAAUGGGAAGGCCAUUUUUAUUACUCCAUGCUCAGUUUAUCAUUAUUUUACAUCCAAGUUUGAUGCUGCCUUUCCUAGAAUGUAAGGAAUUGCCUUCAGUUCACAAAUAUCCUCUACCUCCAAUGGACUCCAAAUCAUUUGGAGAUCUCAGAACACUAGAAAAAUUUGUUUAAAUGUCCACACAUGGUGUCUUCACUGGUUCUGAGAAGAUUUGUUUACACAUAGUUGGAUAUGAGAGAAUAGUUUCUGUGUAGAUUUUUUUUUUGAAAAGUAACACAGUAAAGCACUGUUGAUCGGUGCUUCAUUGUAUAUAACAUAAAUUCUGUCCACAUUAGUGGUGUGAAGGGUAGUUUGAGCUUAAGGCAAUUCAGUACAUGAACUUAGCAAAAUUUUGCUGCAUUGUCUUUGCAGAAUAUAUUUUGUUUAAAAGAAAAAUUGUAUGUAGGAGAAAAUUGGUGGAUUUUCAAAUAAAGAGCAGCUUUCACUGAAAUUUUGUUACCAGCUAGGUCCAAGUUACAUCAUCUUGAUUACAAAAGAUCCUGUGCAUGGAUGUAACAACUCUGCAUUAUUUAAUAAAAGAAUUAAGCUGUUAUA
Hypanus sabinus (Atlantic stingray) is the source of this 3734-nucleotide messenger RNA. It is a transcript of the gene picalma, whose product is annotated as phosphatidylinositol binding clathrin assembly protein a. Gene Ontology annotation, molecular function: 1-phosphatidylinositol binding; phosphatidylinositol-4,5-bisphosphate binding; SNARE binding. The record is from RefSeq and is a predicted model, not a curated record. Gene Ontology annotation, cellular component: synaptic vesicle; clathrin-coated pit; extrinsic component of presynaptic endocytic zone membrane. The coding region runs from base 217 to 2298 and encodes 693 amino acids. Gene Ontology annotation, biological process: synaptic vesicle budding from presynaptic endocytic zone membrane; clathrin coat assembly; clathrin-dependent endocytosis. Lineage: Eukaryota; Metazoa; Chordata; Chondrichthyes; Myliobatiformes; Dasyatidae. The transcript has 22 exons.